Messenger RNA from Pelecanus crispus (Dalmatian pelican), 291 nucleotides. NCBI's taxonomy places the organism in Eukaryota, Metazoa, Chordata, Aves, Pelecaniformes, Pelecanidae. The record is from RefSeq and is a predicted model, not a curated record.
AUGCAAGAAAAAGCUAAAGAAAUUUACAUGACUUUCCUGUCCAGUAAAGCUUCCUCCCAAGUCAACGUUGAAGGGCAGUCCCGUUUGAAUGAGACCAUUUUGGAGACACCUCACCCUCUCAUGUUUCAGAAGCUCCAGGACCAGAUAUUCAAUCUCAUGAAAUACGACAGCUACAGCCGCUUCUUAAAGUCAGACAUAUUCCUAAAUCAUAAGAAGUCUGAGGAGCAGGAGGAGAAUUCACCAGAGGCUCAGACUGCAGCUAAAAGAGCAUCGAGAAUUUACAACACAUGA